Nannizzia gypsea CBS 118893 is the source of this 999-nucleotide messenger RNA. RefSeq lists its product as hypothetical. The transcript has 5 exons. The coding region runs from base 1 to 999 and encodes 332 amino acids. Lineage: Eukaryota; Fungi; Ascomycota; Eurotiomycetes; Onygenales; Arthrodermataceae. The record is from RefSeq and is a predicted model, not a curated record. Gene Ontology annotation, molecular function: arylformamidase activity.
AUGGAAUCAGGUUCUAAGCCUUCAAAUGACCUACCAUGGGAUCCAAACAAUACCAAAUUCCCUACCCGCAAAAACCUUCCUAAUAUCCCUGGAGCUCCUAAAGGCGCUGCCUGGGUCUGGGGUAAGGAUGACAAUAUUGGAAGAUUGAACCUGCUCACUCCAACUCGUGUCAAGGCAGCGGCCGCAGAAAUCAAAACUGGAGAAGUUAUUCCUCUAGAUCUACCGUUCAACGUUCCGGAGACUCCAGGCUUCGCCCGAGAGAAGUUCGUGCAUACUAUCAAGACGAUUGUCGAAGGCAUUGCAUAUGACGACUUAUACGAAUUAAAUACCCAGUUUGGGACACAGUGGGACGGAUUUCGACAUACAAAAGGGGAAGACAUAAAAGGACCAAAUGCCAAUCAUAAAUGCAGUAUACAUCACUGGGCCGAGCACGGUAUUACUGGCCGAGGAGUUCUGCUCGACUAUCGAUCCUAUGCAAAAGCCAACGGGAUCGAUUAUGACCCUUAUACCCCACAUGCCAUUACUUACGAGGAGCUUGUCAAGUGUGGGAAAGCUCAAGGCAUCGAUAUCCGACCAGAAGCCCAAGGUGGAGAUAUAAAAGUUGGCGACAUCCUACUGAUCCGAUCAGGGUGGGUUGAAAGCUAUCACGAACGCAGUCCGGAAGAGCGCGAGGCUCUUGCUCUCCGGCCACACUCUGCCGGGCCAGGCGAUGGACAAAAGUACGCUGGUGUUGCACAAGAAGAUGAUAUGCUCGACUGGCUGCAUGAUUGUUACUUUGCGGCUGUUGCCGGGGACGCACCGGCCUUUGAGCGCUGGCCAACCCCCGUAUCGUACUAUCUGCAUGAAUACAUACUGGCCUUGUGGGGGAUGCCACUUGGUGAGAUGUGGGAUCUCGAGAGACUUGCGAAGAAAUGUCGUGAGACCGGUCGUUGGUUUUUCUUCCUGACAAGUGCCCCUUUUAAUGUUCCAGUUCCACCCAAGCAGAACCAGUAUAUUUAG